AUGCGUUUUCAGCCUCAGGUUACAGCUCUUGUCUUCGGGACGGUGGUAACAUCUAUCCCUGUGACUCCAAGCGUUGGGUGCAGUAUCAGCCAAUACAUGCAUGUGCCUACAACUAGCGGCUUUAUUACCGGACAUGUGCCAUCAAAUUCGGACUGUGUUGUCGAAUUCUUGGGCAUCCCUUAUGCACAACCACCAGUCGGUCAUUUACGAUUCGAAGCUCCCGUCAAGCUCAACGCCAGUUCAAAGCCUUUCGUAGCUUCAAAGUAUGCGGCAGACUGUCCUCAUCCAAGAAACACAAACCUUUCCGGCUACCCUGGUUUCACUCCACAGGGCCCGAAGUGUGUUGCUGAUUUCUUUGUCGAUGGCGCCACCCCUCAGAGCGAAGAUUGCCUGUAUUUGAAUGUCUGGACCAAAGCAACUAAUGCGGCAGAUGUUUCCAAGCCUGUCUUGGUUUUAUUCUUUGGAGGAGGAUUCAAUUUUGGAGGCACCAACACUCCAUUUUACAACGGCAAGUAUCUUGCAGGCGCGCAGGAUGUUGUUGUUGUUACGGUUAACUACCGCAUUGACGUCUUCGGCUUCCCUGGAGCUCCAGGCCAACCUGCCAACCUUGGUCUUCGCGAUCAGCGAUCUGUUGGGGGUGAGGCAGUUGACUUUUGGGCCUAUGCUUAUGAGCAAGAUCCCAUUGUCAGCGGCAUCAUCGCCCACUCUGGCAACACUUUCAGUUUCCCUUUUAACACUGCCACUACCGUUGAGAAUAACUGGAAUACCAUUGUGGCAGGAGUGAAUUGUACGAAUGAGGAGGAUCAGUUAGCUUGUGUCCGACAAGUUGACUGGCAAAACAUCCUCGCAAUUUCGGAAACGAUUAGACCUCUUCCAAGCGACAACUUUUUGAGGACUAUCUCCCAUUUUGCUCCCUUCCCCGAUGAUGAGGUGGUCUUCUCUGACUAUAUCAACCGGACCACUGCCGGUCGCUUCGCCAAGGUACCUAUCAUGCUUGGAAAUACGGACAACGAAGACGGCUUCUAUCGUCUUGUUCCAUUUGCCCAAACAGGUCUUCUACCAACAUCUCAAGAUGUGACGCAGUUUAUUCUCGAGUCCUUCACGUGCCCAGUAAUCUUUCAAGCUAGCUCUCGUCGCAAACACGGCGUUCCAGCAUGGACCUUUCGAUAUAUGGCCGACUGGGAUAACACUCGUCUAUACAGCUCGAACGGCAGCACAAGCGGCGCUUACCACAUGGUCGAUCUACACAUGAUUUUCGGGGCUUCAGAGGAUGUUACUGGACUUCCAACGACAGCAGACCAAAGGAAUUUGACAAAUAUUAUGCAAAAAGCCUGGGGCUCCUUCGCUAACGAUCCUGUUGACGGCCUUGCCGGACUGGGAUGGCCACAAUUUGAUCAGAGUGAAAACUCGUACAUCUUGCUUGGUAAAAACAAUAUCCCUUCAGCCGAAUUUGUGGCCCCCUUGGAAUGGAGCUCCCCGUGUUCCACUGUUACCUUUGGUAUUUUCGGAACCUCUACGCCAACGCCUUCCGCUUAA
Messenger RNA from Trichoderma gamsii, 1536 nucleotides. RefSeq lists its product as hypothetical. The coding region runs from base 1 to 1536 and encodes 511 amino acids. The transcript is spliced from 3 exons. The record is from RefSeq and is a predicted model, not a curated record. NCBI's taxonomy places the organism in Eukaryota, Fungi, Ascomycota, Sordariomycetes, Hypocreales, Hypocreaceae.